Molecule: messenger RNA, 321 nt
Organism: Striga asiatica
Lineage: Eukaryota; Viridiplantae; Streptophyta; Magnoliopsida; Lamiales; Orobanchaceae
Source: the annotation of a GenBank genome assembly
AUGAUAGUCUUUGAAAACAUCAUGAUCAUGAAUGAAAAAGGAGUUUCAACUUUAUUGAACAACAUACAUGAAAUUAAAGGUGAACCAUCAACUGAGCCACAAUUCUUGAAGGCCAGUCAGAUAGUGCGAAGCCCGCAUAUACGUAGUAGCCCAGCUCCCCAACAAACUGGUAUACUCCCUUGUCUCCACAAGGGAGAUAGCAGUCCGGCGGGAGAUAAACGGUUGUCGAUGGCGGAAAUUGAGGUGGAGACGGUGACUGUGGCGGAGGUUAACUGUCAGCGGGUGGUUUGGGCCGGCGGACGCGGGAGGCGGAGUCGAUAG